Molecule: messenger RNA, 1325 nt
Organism: Polypterus senegalus (gray bichir)
Lineage: Eukaryota; Metazoa; Chordata; Cladistia; Polypteriformes; Polypteridae
Exons: 4
Coding region: 21-659 (212 amino acids)
Biological process (GO): response to bacterium
Source: RefSeq, a predicted model, not a curated record
CUGAGCAGUGCAUCUGUACAAUGCUCCAGCUCACAAUGCUUGUCAGUUGCUUUCUUGUGAUUUCUUGUUAUUUUCCAGUAGAAUCCAUCAAGGUUAGCCAGACUCCACUUCACAUAACUGUUAAAGUGGGAGAUUCAGUGGAAAUGAUGUGUUCCUGGGAAACUUCACAAAUUCUUCCAAGAAUUCAAGUAGAAUGGAAAAAGAACAACAUUUCACAUGUUAUAUCCAAAAAGACUUAUUUAAAUACAACAGUGAUUGAGGUAGUAAACAGGACUACUCUCAAAAUUUUAAACACAUCAGCUACUUUACACAUCUCCAACACUGAAAGAAAUGAUGUGGGAAAAUACUACUGCAUCCUAAUAUACGACAUGCCAAUUCUAACAAGAGAAUUUGGUAAUGGAACUGAGUUAGACAUUACAGAAGAUGUGGCAAAGAGCAAUACUGAAAUUUACACCAUUUGCAAUGUGCUGAGGUCACUGCCACUUGUUGCCAUGGUUGCUGCUGUGCUUUAUGUAAACCACAAGAAAAAGGAGCCCAAAGGUACAGUGCUUGAAGGUGCUGGUGAAAAUAAAGUCUCUGUAUUAUGCACCUCUGCUACUGAAUUUGAUGACCUACAUACAAGUGUGCAGGCUGCUCAAGCUGCUCACCCUCCUGAAUGAAGAAACUGCUUUUUUUUUUGCCCGAAGUUCUGGAUGAUAAUGGUGAUCACAUUUAUACCCCAAAUGUAGUCCUCAAUUACUGUAAUUUGACUUUCCUAGUGAGCAAUUAAUACAGCAGUUUGUGUGGUAAAAUGAAAAAGAAUGGUUUUAAAGUACAAACAUAAGUUAACAAAACAGAGAUAAGAAAAAAAGUACAAAGAAUUAAAUUAAUGUAUCAUAGCUUAAUUAUAUAAUUAGAAAACUGCGGAAAAAGGAAAACGGGAUCAUCAGUCUGUUUUUAAAUGCUCCAAGUGAAGGAGAUUCAUUGGGUCAUUAAAGAGAAUAAGAAUUUGUCCAGAGAGGUGCUCAAAGGCUUUGUGGUGGUCACAAGCUGGUCGGUUAACAGGAUCAAAAAGCUAAAGAAACACAUUCCUGUCUGGUUCACAGGGGUUUUGUAACAAAGCUUUUCCAGUCAAUUUUUAUAAAUGUACUGGGAGGAUUGCUGCAUUUAAAAACAAAAUAGCUCAAGGAUUCCCAGCUUAUUACAUCCAAUCUUCAAAAAAUCAAAUGCAUUGUAUCUACAAAGUGCUUGUUUGAUGAAAUUUAAAGCUAUCGGUGUUACGUAUUCUUUUGAGUUUACAUUUUUCAUUAAAAGCUAUGUUAUCAUAUGAAACAUUUAUAAUUUAA